Schistosoma turkestanicum is the source of this 1299-nucleotide messenger RNA. Lineage: Eukaryota; Metazoa; Platyhelminthes; Trematoda; Strigeidida; Schistosomatidae. The record is from the annotation of a GenBank genome assembly.
CGUUACUAUCAGCUGAUAAUCUAAGAUACCAAUGUAACUGUUUACGUGGCAUAAAUGCAUUUUCAAGUUAUGAGACAACUCCAAGACCCAAUAAAAAAUCCUUUGUUGAUCGGUCAGCAACAAAUUUAUCCCACAGGUUCAAAUAACCUAUUGAGGCUUGCACGCUGUUCAUGGAUCGAACCUGUGGAAAUGUGUAAUUUUGUCGGAGUAGAUACGAAUACAGAAACGAAUUCCAAGGCUAAACCUGAUUAUAUCACACUGGUUCCAGAAGAAAAUGCAAAUGUAUCAACGGAAUCUGUAAAAAAUGAGACUUCCACACCUGCACUAGAUAAUAGUUGGGAUAUAGUUGGUGAGAACUUGUUAUUAACCAUUACCGAAGAGGAUGUUUCCCGAUUGGUUGAUAUAUUCCCGGGAGCACGUAAAUUUGAUUAUCAAAAUGGAGAAAACUCUGUGUUCUUUGGACGUUGUAAACGUUGUUUCAAUCAUUUGAAACCGAGUCAUGCAUUCCUGGAUUAUUAUGAUGCUCGCUUUUAUUGUAUUGAUUGUCAUCAAUUACAACAGGCUAUGAUUCCUCGUCAUAUUAUAAUGAGUUGGGAUUUUUCACUGAAACCAGUUUCUCAAAUUACACAUCAAUUUCUUAGUGCAUUACAUAAUAGACCAGUGAUAAAUUUAGCUAAAUUAAAUCCUAUGCUUUAUGUGACUAUACCGAAUUUAUAUUUAAUUAGACAACUUCGACGUACUCUAGUAUUAUUAUGGCAUCAAAUAAUGAAUUGUGAUGGUAAGACAAUUGAAAAACUACAUGAACGUUUUCAUGGUCGAAUGUAUAUGCUACAAAAUAUUAAUGCUAUUGAUGUUUAUUCAAUUGAGGAUUUAAUACUUGUACAGUCUUCAAAAUUAGAAGAAUUACUUAAAAACACUAUUGAAAAUGUUGCUUUAGCACAUGUUCGUAAAUGUCGAGUAUGUAGACGAAGAGCAUUAAUCUGUGAUUUUUGUGGUGAACUCAAUAAACCAAUAUGGACAUAUGACUUCACUACUUAUAAACGAUGUAUCAAUCCAGGCUGUUCAAAAGUAAUGCACAUUGAAUGUUUAAUGAUGGCUGAUAAAAAAGAUUUAAUGUCUACCAUAGAUUGUUUUAUUCAAUAUCAAUCCACUACAACCUCAUUGAAUGAUUAUUCUCAAUUACGAUUUUCUAAUGUACAAUGUAGAAGUUGUAAAGAGUUAAGUAAAUUAUUUUCUAAAAAUAAUCAACCUAUUGGACAUUAUGCUGAUCCAUUUUACAUACCUGUAACGCAGUCAUAA